Molecule: messenger RNA, 882 nt
Organism: Centrocercus urophasianus (Greater sage-grouse)
Lineage: Eukaryota; Metazoa; Chordata; Aves; Galliformes; Phasianidae
Gene: SPMIP6
Product: chromosome unknown C9orf24 homolog
Exons: 7
Coding region: 1-882 (293 amino acids)
Cellular component (GO): manchette; perinuclear region of cytoplasm
Molecular function (GO): alpha-tubulin binding
Source: RefSeq, a predicted model, not a curated record
AUGUUCCUCUUUGCCCAAAAGCACAAGACCCCUGUCAGCACCUACACCGAUGCUUACCGGCCACCAUGCUCCAUGAAAAAGACCAUCUAUGAGAAGACUCCACAGCAGCUAUGGAAAGAAAACAAAUUUGUGACCCAGGGAUUAACAGUGCCCCAGGAGCAAAAUAUGUCUCACCAAGGUCAGCCUGAGAAGCUGAUUAAGGCUGUGAUGCAGGAGUAUUUGUACCGGAAUGCCAUUGACCCCACUGCUUACUGGCCUGAGAAAUAUUGGCUGACCAAACCUGAAGAGAAAUACAGCCCAGUUUUUGUCAAUGAGGACAAAUACAUCACCUGGCGAGCAGGACCCUACAACAGUGCAGCCUGGGACAAGUACAGCACCUACCUCCCCCUGCCACCCAAGGAGAAGAGAAUGGAGACUUUUCUUCAAAGCAUACCUGUGCCAUAUCCCCCGAAACCUGCCUGCCUCAACCAAUUUGAGAGGGAGGUGGUUGGUGACAUGCUGCGCAGGCUAUCACAGCUCUCACCAUCGUCCCUGCAGCCUGUGUACACUAUGUCAGGGAGGAAACCCUUCCAGGGCUAUUACAGCCCAUGCUCUGGUCGCCACUACUGCCUGCGAGGGAUGGACUACUAUGUCGAUGGGGACCCUGCCAUCAGGAAGCAUCUCCAUGCGCUAGCAGAACGGACUGUAAGGAGCAUCCCAUGUUGCAAUUUCAGCCCUAUGGUGACGUUCUGUGCACCUACACAUCACCCCCAGCCAUCAUACCCAUACAUGAGCCCUAGGUGGGACUCCAGCCACUUCAAGAAGCUGGGAGGAGUGCAGAGAGGCAGCUACACCAUCCACCCCGAGUUCACCUCAGAGAUGUACCACGCACCUGCACAUUAG